UCCAAACAAAGCCGUGAGCGCGUGAGCGCGUGAGCGACGGAAUUGAAGUGGAACCGCUGGACUGAGCGGCAGCAGGUCCGGUUCAGCACCGCUCUCCUGGGGGAUGCUGUUAAACCUGAACAUGGUUCAGAGCAGAAGGAAAGACGUUUGGGUUCGUUUGUACACACGUUAGCGCGUCUGUUUGGCUCUGCGCGGUGCUUGUGAGAGAUACUGUAGGUGUGUGGAUAAGGAGACAGUCACCUGUUAUGGUUGUUAACGGCAGUGGCCGUUAAACUCGGCGGAGGGAACUGUUAAAGCAAAGCCAGGAUUACAGCAGACUGAGACUGAGACUGAUGCUGAUGCUGGGGUUUAAACUCGAAUAGACGUCUUACAACUCCUGAAUGAGCUGAGGAGGAGGAGAAGGAGGUGGUGGAGGAGGAGGAGGAGGAGGUGGUGAAUCUAUUUGGAUGGGAAAUUCCUCUUGACCAUUUCUGACACGCCUGACCCCACUAUUCCCUUCCUCUCCAUCUCCGCCUACCAUAACGUCCCCCACGUGAUCAUCAUGACCUCCACGGCCCAGCUGCUGGCCUUUAAGCUCGCCCCACCGUCUCAGGGUGGGAGUGGAGACAGUCUCUUUAGCUGUGACGACGAGAUCGAGCGGCGCUAUGAAGUUGUCCCCUCUGUUGUCUGCUCCAUGUGCUGCCUCUUCGGCAUUAUCUAUUGCUUCUUUGGCUACCGCUGUUUUAAGGCUGUAAUGUUCCUCACCGGCCUGAUGUUCGGUUCCAUCAUUAUCUUCAUGCUGUGCUACAAGGAGCGAGUGAUGGACACACAGCUGAGCGUGGAGGCCAGCGUGGGCAUCGGGCUGGGCAUCGGCACGCUGUGUGGCCUGGUCACCAUGCUGGUGCGCAGCGUGGGUCUCUUCAUGGUGGGCCUGCUGCUGGGCUUGCUGGUGGCACUGGCCUCGCUGGUGGUGCUGGAGGAGUUCUACCACCCACGCACGGUGUGGCUGCCGCUGGGUGUGCUGCUCGGUUCAGGCAUGCUGUUCGCCGUGCUCACGCUGCAGUGGCAGCGCUGCUUCACCACGCUUUCCACGGCCGUGUUCGGCUCAGCCAUCGUCACCGUCACUGUGGAUUAUUUCGUGGAGCUGUUUGCACUCACUCGUUACAUCUAUGAAAGGGUGAAGGUGGCACCGGCUCAGCCCGUGUGCUGGUACACGUGGGUGGUGAUGGGCGUGUGGCCUGUGCUCGCCCUGCUGGGCGUCCUCAUUCAGUGGAAGGUGACUGCAGAUGGAUACUCGCACACAGAAGUGUUCAUCAGUCAUCAGCAGAGGCGGCUGCAGCUGAUGAAGAUUCGCCAGAAAGAGGAGAGAAGGGAGAGCAGGAAAAAGAAGAAACAACAACAGAAACCUCAACAACAACAGCAGCAGCAGAAGCAGAAGUACCACCAUCCUCCCCAGUCUAACCCUCACUCCACCAACCCCCCUGCAAAAGCCCAGCAUCAAGAGCCCACGUACCGCAGGAAACCCAACCCCACACGCCGCUAUGAUGGAGACGUUCUCUCGCCGAGCUAUAUUCAGCAUUUCCGGGACAGACAUGUGGACAGACGAGGCUACUCUCACGGCAGACUGAUCAGCAGCUCUCAUACAGUAGAUAUAGACUAUGACUGCGGCUCUCAGGUCCCUCUGACCGCCCAUACAGGACCUGCAGUGAGAGUGUGAUCCUGCCCCCUUGUGUUCAGUGGCGGUGUUCCAACCAGGCCUGCCCCUGUGCAGUCCUCAAUUCAGAGUCUGAAAGGAGAAGAAGCAUUUAUACACAGGACCCACAUGCCAUGGAUCUGCUCUGUUGUGUAAUAAAUGAUGCACUGGGGAGGAAUGUUUUUGCCAACAGCCUUAUUCAUCAGGGCUCUGACUGGAAAUAGUUUCUCUCUUUCAAGAUUGAAAUUGUGUACUGCUGAGGUUGUGUGUGUGUUUGUGUGUGUGUGGUGUGUGUCUGGCCCUCCGAGGCUCUCCAGACCAUUAUUUGACUGUACGCAGUCCCUUGGCAAGCAGAAUGGGCUCAUUACUAUAACAGCCAUUUUAAAGAGGGGACAUUAUUCAGACUAAGCAUUGGACCAAAUACGGCGUGGCUCUGAUGCCUUCCCAUCCACAUAAAUCAUACACGUUUACGUACAAACAACGUGUUUAAUAGACUUUAUAACUCUUCCAUGCGGGAGAGAAAUAUGCCCAGUUAUGGGGAUGCACUGUAUUCCCGGAACGUUGUUUACAGUACAGUUGAGGCCAUAGGUACCUUCUACAACAGCAGAAAACUGUGAGCUUCAUUUGUAGGGACUAGUGGCCCCAUUCUGUGCAUUCUUACAAGGAAAGGCUCUUAAAGGGCCUUUACUGAAACCUAUACUGCCAAGCAUAUAGUCUACUAGCUGGUGUUGGUUUACCUCAGUCAGGCCAGAAAAUGUUGAGUGAAUAAGGCACCAUUGUUCAUUGUCUAAUUAAGACUGAAUUUAGCUCUCAUUAUGUCCCAUACGGCUUAGUUGAAGCGUGGUGCAGUAACUCCCAUUAGACCUUCAGGGGAUAAGGCAUUACCGGAUUACCCUAAUGAUGCAGGUAACACUGUGAACACUACGGGAGUUUUUGUACAGAUGAUUUAAAGUGUCCUUGUCUACUGUGAAGGUUUUUCAAUGAGACCGAGGUAUUGACUGAACAAGAGUGAAGAUUUAUAAUAGUGGACCAGCCACAUUAAACAGGGAUUAUAUAUGUGUUUGUGCGUGCGUGCGUGUGUUUGUGUUUCUGUGUAUGUUUGCAGGGGAGGUAAAGUGUGCAUGUGUAUGUAUGAGGGGUAUGGAAAAGGAGGUCAACGUGAUAAUUUGUCUUAUUUGAAUUUAGCAUUUGUUUACAUCCUGCCACUUCCUCAAGUGGGUGCGUAAUUCGUCUUCAGUCUGGUCUGAUCUCCAAACUGUAAAGAACUGAAACACUCAGCUUCGCUCUGUUUACCACAGCAGCAUCUGUUGCUCCUGGACAUUUUGUACAUAUAGCUGAAUGCUGAACAUAUUUGUACAUAUUAUACCACUAGUGUCAUGUUUUGUGUAUUUUUCUCUGAUUAAUACUUAAUUACAUCUGAAUGCUGAUGCAGUGUCA
Molecule: messenger RNA, 3109 nt
Organism: Pangasianodon hypophthalmus (striped catfish)
Lineage: Eukaryota; Metazoa; Chordata; Actinopteri; Siluriformes; Pangasiidae
Gene: tmem198aa
Product: transmembrane protein 198a
Exons: 5
Coding region: 542-1696 (384 amino acids)
Biological process (GO): positive regulation of canonical Wnt signaling pathway
Cellular component (GO): cytoplasmic vesicle; plasma membrane
Source: RefSeq, a predicted model, not a curated record